Molecule: messenger RNA, 2647 nt
Organism: Lonchura striata (white-rumped munia)
Lineage: Eukaryota; Metazoa; Chordata; Aves; Passeriformes; Estrildidae
Source: RefSeq, a predicted model, not a curated record
AUGGCGGACCGGCGGCGGCAGCGCGCCUCGCAGGACAGCGAGGACAGCGAGGGCUCGGCGGCCUCCGACAGCGCCGGCUCCGCGCCCGGCUCCCCCCGCUCCGCCCGCUCCCGCUCGGGCUCCGGAUCCCGCUCCCGCUCCCGGUCCGGCUCGCCCCGCCUGUCGCACCGCCCGCCGCGCGGUGCGGCGGGGGCCCUCGGCGCUGGGCCGCGGGGCCGAGGGGCCGAGAGCGGCGGUGGGGCGGGGGGGAAGAGCGCGGCCGAGUCGGAGUGUGAAAGUGAGGAUGGCAUCGAAGGAGAUGCUGUGCUCUCUGACUAUGAAAGCGCCGAGGACUCGGAGGCAGAGGAAGAGGAUUACAGCGAGGAAGAGAGCUCCAAGGUGGAGCUGAAGCAGGACAGCAACGAUUCCUGCGAGUCGGCGGCCAGAGGGGAGAAGGGGAAUGAGAAGGUGGAUCCCAAGGGAGCGGUGACGGGCGAGCGGCAGAGCGGGGACGGGCAGGAGAGCACGGAGCCUGUGGAGAAGAAAGUUGGGAAGAAGGUUCCCAAGCACCUGGAUGAUGAUGAGGAUCGGAAGAACCCGGCGUACAUUCCACGCAAGGGGCUCUUCUUUGAGCACGACCUCCGAGGGCAGACGCAGGAGGAGGAGGUCAGGCCAAAGGGUCGUCAGCGGAAGCUGUGGAAGGACGAGGGGCGCUGGGAACACGACAAGUUCCGUGAGGAUGAGCAGGCCCCCAAGACCAGGCAGGAGCUGAUCGCGCUCUACGGAUACGACAUCCGGUCAGCCCACAACCCCGACGACAUCAAACCCCGGAGGAUGCGCAAACCACGGUUUGGUAGUCCCCCUCAGCGAGACCCCAACUGGUCCAACGAGAGGCCCCCCAAGCCCCCGAGGCACCAGGGUGCCAAGAGCCCCUCGGCUCCCCCACGGUCCUUCAACAGCCGCAGCUCUGCCAGCACUGGCAGGAUGCCCCCUGCCAGGAACUACCCCAGGGUGGGGGGCUACAAGGAGACCCGUCCAGGCUACCGGGCUUCAGAGGCAACUGUCCUGCACCGGAAUGGGGAACAAGCCAAGCCAGAGAGCAGCUACCGUGGGAAGCACGCAGAGCAGAGCCCGUCAAGGGACACAUCCCCUGAGCUGGAGGUGGGACAUGUCCACGGCAGCCCUGGCAAGGAGGAGGGGGCUCUGGAAAACCAAGCCACAGGUGCUGAUGCUGUGCAGCCACCACCGGACAGACCAGUCGAGAAGAAAUCUUAUUCCCGGGCAAGAAGGACCAGAGUCAAGGCUGGGGAGGCAGGGAAGCUGGCUGAGGAAGUGCCUGCUUCUGAGGGGCUGGCUCCUGUGAUUCCAAAACCCACACCAGCUGAGACCUCCCCCCCGCCAGCCAAGAGCAACUGGGAGUCACCCGUGGAAUCCAGCGUGGAUGGACUUGAGCAGGAGAUGACCCAGAUGAACCUGACAGAGCAGAACUGGAACCCGGGGCAGUCCCAGUUCAUCCCGCCCCGGGAGCUGAGGGGUAUUCCCAACCAUCUGCACGUGGGAACUGGGCCACCGCCGCAGUUUAACCGGAUGGAGGAGAUGGCAGUGCCGGGGGGCCGUGUGAAGCGCUACUCGUCGCAGCGGCAGAGACCCCCUGUGCCGGAGCCAGCGCCCCCCAUGCACAUCAGCAUCGUGGAAGGGCACUACUAUGACCCAUUACAAUUCCAGGGACCAAUCUACGCCCACGGUGAGAACCCAGCCCCGCUGCCGCCCCAAGGGAUGAUUGUGCAGCCGGAGAUGCACCUCCCUCAUCCAGGUUUACACCCUCACCAGACGCCCCCUGCCAUGGCAAACCCCGGCCUCUACCCCCCACCAGUGUCCAUGCCCCCGGGCCAGCCCCCGCCGCAGCAGCUGCUCACUCCGACUUACUUCUCCGCCCCUGGAGUGAUGAAUUUCGGGAAUCCUGGCUACCCCUACCCCCCUGGAGCUCUGCCCCCUCCGCCCCCUCCUCAUCUCUAUUCCAACACGCAGGCGCAGUCCCAGGUGUAUGGGGGGGUCACCUACUACAACACUGUCCAGCAGCAGGUGCAGCCCAAGCCCUCCCCGCCCCGCCGGACAUCCCAGCCUGUGACCAUCAAGCCACCCCCUCCAGAGCUUCUCGUUGCAGGUGGUAAGCAGGGCUCCAGUUAAUUUGAGUUACUUAAAUCUUUAAAACUAAAACCACGUAAAAAGUAAGUCUGAAGUUGACUUUUUUUUAUUUUAUUUGUUCAGGGUAGAAAACAGGACAAUUUUGAGAGGGAAAAGUCCAGCCCUGGCUGGAGGAGCUAGGAGGCAGGGAGUUCUCUGGAGGGAUAAAUGUUGAGAACUCAGCAGAUAAUUCAGGCAGUAGAGUUAAAGGUUUUUCAGGUUGUGAGUGCUUCCCUGUACUGGGAAUGGUCUCCUCGCUCCAGUGCUGUGAGCUGUGCAUGUGUGAGCGUGCUGGAAUGCCAUGUGUGUUUUUGGUUUCCCUUUCCAUACUUUCUUCACGUAUGGGAGCCAAGCAAGCCCAGACCCGGGCAGGCAUGUGCCGGUGGGUUCCUGUACACGGGGAGGGCUGAGAAGCAAAUUGUCUCAUGGAGGGGCCCUGAAAAGGCCUUGUGAUGGAAAAAUCUGGAACCAUGAGGAGAGGUUG